AAACGUGUCAGACGGGGUCGAUACAAGCCGGCAUUUUUGGGGGAGGAUUUACAGCAAUUGCAACCUUUUUUUUGUUUAAAUGAGUAGUGGAUUCGUUUUAUUUGUUUUGGAAGUCAAAUCAGCGAAAUCCAUAGAAAUUCUUUCCACUGGGUUGAUAAUUUUAGCUUUUCUUUAUGCAUUUCAUCACAUCACCUUGUAGCACGAUGGCCCUUUGCAGUUGCGUUUGUUAGAUCUUGUAGGAUGCAGCUGACGUGCCCCGCCAUUCACAGGCUUGAGUCAUCAGAUCAAGGUUUUUUAUUUUCAUUUUUUCAAAAUGGACACUUUUGUCCCACUGGGUCUUGUGGCGGCCGAGAUAAGAGCAUGUGCAAAGGCCUUUGAACCACAAAGCUUUCAUGGCAAGUUCAACUGGCCUUCUGCUUUCCAUUUUGAAAUGAAAGCUAGCCAUUUGGUUACCUUUCUAACCGACACACGCUGUCCCAGUUUAUAGCUGUGCCUUUGAGCUCUUUGUGAUGGUGGUCGGCUCAAACGCAGGUCUGAUGUUGCAGGUUGUUUAGGGUUUGUUUUUUUUAUAUCUGCAACCCCUACCCACCUUUCCCUUCCAUUUGCAUGGUGACACUUCGCCAGCCAGCUGCUGCCGCCUGGCCCUUCCUUCAUGUUGAAUUCUAAUCAUUACUUUCAAAGGAAAGCGUCACCUAAGCUCCUUUAUCAAGUGUUUGAUAAAGGCUGGGAGGAGGCAAGCCGCUGUCCAACACCCACUCAGACUCUCCUCUUCUUAAGACGUGCUCAGGAAACAGGGAGCUCCUUCUGUUUGUAGCCCACUUCUUUGAGUCUGGACAAAACAGGACAUGGAGGAAGAAGUGAUGCCAUGAGGCUUAUUCUAGUCAAACCCAGUAAUGCAACACGACGAACUGAGUCAACGGGCGAGGUUUUUCAUGAUGGAGACCACGAACAAUGUGUGUCUGGAGGUCCUGAGGACAAGCAGGACUCCUGCCCAGAAACCUCAGGGGACCGGUCUUCAUCCCCGCAGGAGAAGAGUCAGUGCUGUGCUGAACGACUGAAUGGCAUCAGUCGCCCAAGAGGUCCGGUCCAGAGGUCCCCACUGAAAACUCAGAGCCUCACCUUAUCUCAGCUGAGUGAUCAGGAUUGGCUGCUCCUCUGCAGCCAGGUUGGCGGAGUGGGAAAUGAUCUGCCGUCAGUGGAAAUAACAGGGUCUGUUGUGGGGAAAAACUACGACAGAUGUAGCUGUGCUUGUCCCGAUGUUCCCCAAGAUUCGGUCUCUCCCGGUUUUCAGCGUCAGUCUAAGCAGGGCACAGACUGUGACGGCAUUGCAAGGUUCACAAAAAAAAGAAAUCAUUCAUCGAGUCACUCCCAGUUUGUAGACACACGCCUUUUAACUACUCACAGGGUUUUAACACCAGAGCGUUGCAAGCCUGCAACAAACUGUCCACAAGAUACAAGCCGACCUGAUCAAUUCAGCCCAAAAAAGCAGCCCUGCAGCAGCCAAACAACUCGCUCAAAUUUGUUUAACAUUCCUAUGAACUCCACUGACUAUUCCAGCACCAAUGCAAAGCUGCAUAAGCAGCCUGCGGUCAGCGCUCACAUUAACUGGAGAGAACUGUUUGGAAAAGAACCACUGGUAAUCCAGGAACCUCUAAGGAAAAAAGCCCACUGCUCAGUACCAGAUGACCAAAUCAAAUCACCAGGAGAUCCAACCUUUGUGCUUAAGAGCCGCCAUCUUCCAUACAGCCGUCAGAGCAGCUGUCAGUGGGGGAAGAGGUCAACGACGCCGGUCAGUCAGAAAAGCAUCAAGUCUUUCUCAGUCAGCCAUUGUAGCUCUUUUGAGACCCAGGAGUUGUUGGAGGAAAAAACAAGACAAAUUCAGACAAAUCCUCAUCACCUCAGUGAAUCUAAACUGACCCCCCCUACACACUCCCCUCUACUUCCUGACACCUCAGAAACUGUCAGCUCGAUAAACGGAGACGUGGUGCGACCGUUCAGCAGCCACAGCACUUUGAGAUCGAGCCUGUUGGAUCUUCAGGCAGGCCAACAGCUUCUCCACAGUGCCAUCCUAGAGGACGCCUUCUCCAAAGUUAUCAGGGAAGACUCCAGGAAGGCCAACAGCAGGAACCAGGUCAGACCGGAAGGCAGCGUCCCACAGAAGAAGACAAAGGACAUAAGCUACCGGCUGGGUCUAAGGAGAGCUCUCUUUGGGAAGCGAAAACAGCUGAGCGAUUACGCCUUGGUCUGUGGGAUGUUUGGAAUAAUCAUCAUGGUUGUUGAAACUGAGCUCUCCAGAGCCUUUUAUAGCAAGGAAUCCACGUAUUCUUACACACUGAAAAGCCUAAUCAGUGUUUCUACGGCCUUUCUGCUUGGACUCAUUUUGAUGUACCAUGCAAGGGAAAUUCAGCUUUUCAUGGUGGAUAAUGGUGCGGAUGAUUGGAGGAUAGCCAUGACCUUGGAGCGGAUCCUCUUCAUUGCGUUGGAGCUCGUUGUCUGUGCCAUUCAUCCCAUUCCAGGCCAGUACGUGUUUUCAUGGACAGCUCGACUGGCCUUCAACUACACCUCAUCCCCGUCUGAUGAUGAUUUUGACAUCAUCCUCUCUGUGCCAAUGUUCCUGCGCCUGUACCUGAUUGGCCGGGUGAUGCUGCUCCACAGCAAGCUUUUCACAGAUGCUUCUUCACGCAGCAUUGGGGCGCUGAACAAGAUCAACUUUAACACUCGUUUCGUCAUGAAGACCCUAAUGACCAUUUGCCCCGGCACAGUGCUGCUAGUCUUCAGUGUAACCUGUUGGAUUAUUGCAGCUUGGAUUGUGCGCAUAUGUGAGAGCCAGGUGUCAUAUCUCAACAGGUAUCACGACACACAGGAAGUAACCAGCACCUUCUUGGGAGCAAUGUGGCUGGUCUCCAUCACCUUCCUGUCUAUUGGAUAUGGAGACAUGGUCCCACACACCUACUGUGGAAAAGGUGUUUGCUUGUUGACAGGAAUUAUGGGGGCGGGCUGUACAGCCUUAGUGGUGGCUGUAGUUGCCAGGAAGUCUGAGCUCACCAGGGCUGAAAAACACGUCCAUAAUUUUAUGAUGGACACUCAGCUCUUAAAAAAGAUAAAAAAUACAGCAGCAAAUGUACUGCAGGAGACGUGGCUAAUCUACAAAAACACCAAGCUGGUUAAAAAGAUUGACCACGCCACUGUACGCCACCACCAGCGGAAAUUCCUGCAGGCCAUCCACCAGCUGCGAAGAGUCAAAAUGGAGCAAAGAAAGCUGACUGACCAGGCCAAUACAGUUGCUGACGUUGCCAAGACUCAAAACAUGAUGUAUGAUCUGGUGUCGGAUUUGCAGCAUCGAAGCAGCGAGCUGGACAGGAGGGUCGUGGUUUUAGAAGAAAAACUGGACUCCCUCCUUCUUGACAUGCAGUCACUGCCUGUGGUUCUUUCCCAAGAAAUAACAAAGCUGCAUAAAGAUUUCUUGGAUGAUUUAGCAGGCCGCGUUCACUUCCUCUCAUCCUCCUAUAGCACUGAGUGUUGCUCAGCGCCUGCUAAACAGCUCUGUCCAGAGUUCACCCCCAUAGACACAACAUACAGCUGACAGGCCUCACGGGUUCUUUUUAGGGUGGGAUAUUUCCUCUCCCUGAGCUGAAUUUUCCAAACAGCUCCCCUUCUAAAGUGGGAAAAAAAGUUAUUUAAUCACAAAAUGUCUGAAAGGCAAUACUUUACUACUAAUUUGUGAUGCAGAAAGUUGUUUUAUUUCUAAUUUAAAGUCCUAUUCCAAUCAUCUUUUGAUUUAUUUUCAAAUUGUUCCCAGUUGUCUUUUAGUUACGAAAAUGCCAUUUUCAUCUGAACUCAGAAAUCCUGUGUUGUUUUCUAGUACAUAGUUCCUGCAGAGCGGCAGUAGUUCAAUAGAAAUUCAUAUAUGAGUUGUGGGCAGAACUGUUGGUGCGCAGUGAGUCUGUCUUCGACUUCCCAUCAUCCAUUUGUUUAUACUCUCCCCCGCUGGCUUAAAGUCCUUUACAAUCCCAACAUAAAAAUACCUGUGUAACAAAUAUUGUAAUAAACAAAUAUUGGAACAAUACAAGCUGUAAAGUUUUCGGCCAGCUCAGACGAGGAAAACAAAGAUGUGCAUGGAUUUAUUUGUUUGCAGGUGGAUGCAUCAGAAUAGAAGCAGAGAGCUUGUGCCCCGCCGAUUAUGGUUUGUACCAAACAACUACAAGUGUUUUCCAACAGCAUUUCUUCAUCUGCUCCUGAUUGUCAACUGCGUAAUAAGUUUAUUUCAGAUCAAAUCAACAUUUACCUGAAAAAAAAAAAUAAGUCAACACACAACUUGGAAAAUAGGAUUUGAAAGGGGAAUGGAAUGGAGUCGCCACGAUUUGAAUAAAGAAAUACUCAGAAA
Messenger RNA from Oryzias latipes (Japanese medaka), 4384 nucleotides. RefSeq names its product potassium intermediate/small conductance calcium-activated channel, subfamily N, member 1b (gene kcnn1b). The record is from RefSeq and is a predicted model, not a curated record. Gene Ontology annotation, biological process: potassium ion transport. Gene Ontology annotation, cellular component: membrane. Lineage: Eukaryota; Metazoa; Chordata; Actinopteri; Beloniformes; Adrianichthyidae. Gene Ontology annotation, molecular function: small conductance calcium-activated potassium channel activity; calmodulin binding.